Molecule: messenger RNA, 849 nt
Organism: Pseudogymnoascus destructans
Lineage: Eukaryota; Fungi; Ascomycota; Leotiomycetes; Thelebolales; Thelebolaceae
Exons: 5
Coding region: 1-849 (282 amino acids)
Source: RefSeq, a predicted model, not a curated record
AUGAACCACUUCCAAGAACAGCCUCAACGUAGGGUGUUCGAACCAUGUCCCGUUCCGCCUCCAACCAUUCUGAUUACUCCUACGGACAAUGUCAACCCCGCUACCACAGUCAACACCUUAAGAGCAAUGCACCUUGUAACUCCCCAGACCUCGGAGAUAUACACGAGCCAGUCGCAGGGCUUGCCGCAGCUUGGUAACCCUAACGCACAUCAGCUCUGCUAUAGCGGCAAACGAACUUAUCCGCACGACCCGGUACGAUGCAAGCUCGAUCAGUGCAGCCAGCAGUUCAAUACAGUCAUCGACCUAAAGUCCCACCAAAAUGAGUGUCACCGCGAUACAUUACACACUCUAAUGGUUAAAUUCGAGAACAAAGACUAUAUUCCAGAGGAUGACGAGAUGUUUGCUUAUUUAGUUCUGGCGGGCAUACGAUUUAUCUGGUCAAGGAAACUCGACCACCCCCGUAUAUCGGCACGAAAUAUUUUGAUUUCUCCGAAAGGUGAGGUGAAGAUCGACCAUACGGAUUUUCCGAGCAGCGAUGGCCAAACUUCAGAAAAUAUGGGCUGUUUGAAGACGCUUAUGCUAUGUAUGAUGCAUGAGCAGAGCGCAGUUCCAGUGCAGCCUUGGUCAGCUGAGGCAGGCCACUUUAUGACGGCCACUUCCUGGGCGUCUCCUUAUGAAUUGUCGGAUCACGUAUUUAUAGCUCGUUGUUCGAGCACUGCAACAGUCCUAAACCCUCUCUGUAUGCUGUCUCACUUCCUCGUAAAUGAAAAUGUGACUUUAUGUCAAGGAUUUGAUGGACGAAAAAUUGAGCCUACGUCGAGAGAUGCAUGGGAGAGGUCUACGUCUUGA